Molecule: messenger RNA, 3678 nt
Organism: Ceratosolen solmsi marchali
Lineage: Eukaryota; Metazoa; Arthropoda; Insecta; Hymenoptera; Agaonidae
Gene: conv
Product: insulin like growth factor binding protein acid labile subunit convoluted
Exons: 12
Coding region: 454-3654 (1066 amino acids)
Molecular function (GO): protein binding
Source: RefSeq, a predicted model, not a curated record
CAAUUAGAUCUUCGUUUCUUUUUCUGAUAUUUUCUGAAUUCUUUUUCUCUCUCCUAUCUUAAUCAGCAUUUUUGUAAAAGUGAAUCCGAAAUAUAAAAUGGCCCGUUGGACGCGAGUGACAGGUAAAAACUUUUAGAGAUAGCGCCGUCAUCGACCGCCAGACUUUCUCCUUUGCCAUCAGUGUUUCGCAACCAGUUAGCACUGAGACACAAUUUCAGUGCUAGUGUCGACAGAAAAACAAAUUGAAAUAUAUUCUUGAAAUAUUCCAAUAGUGCUCCAGCUUCCGGCUGAUAUUAAUUUCUUGGUAAUUAAUUUUACUAUCGUUUUUACAACAUAAAAAGAGAUAAAGAUAAAUGAGGAAAGACAAAAUGACUAGAAAGCGAGAAAGACGAAGAGAAAAAUGAAGAGUUACUUUUCAAAUUGUAAAUCGGUAGAAAACUUUUAAAAGCAGAAAUGUUAUUAACAUUAUUAUUGGGAUGUUUUUUUCUUGUAUUUGGGAACUGUAUAUUACCAGAACCACAGUCUACAUGUCCGAAAGAAAGUAUAUACAUAUAUCCAUGCAUAUGCGUACAUAAUAGUAAUUAUGGAAUUCGUGUGAAAUGUGAGAAUACAAAUUUAGCAACCUUAAGUAUAGCUUUUCUUAAUCUUGGAAAUGAAAGACUACCCAUUGAAGAACUAAUCAUUUAUAAAUGUAAUAUUGUACGUUUUUAUGGCCCUGCUCUUUAUCCAUUAAAUGUUCGAAUUCUUAAGUUCGUUGACACUCCAUUAAAAUUUAUAGAAGAACACAGUUUUCUUGGCGUAAAUCGAACUUUACAAGAACUUCAUUUAAUAAAUAGUGUAUUAGAAAAAUUUCCCAGAGAAGCAACUCAAAUUUUAGGAAACCUUACAGUGUUAAAUAUUAGAGGACAUAAAAUAAACGAAUUGCAAAGUAACAUUUUUUUAGAAAGCCUACUUGCUCACAAAAUUGAACGACUUGAAAUUAGCAAUGGUACCUUAAAUUCACUGUUAGUUGAGACUUUGAAACCGUUACAAAAAUUAAAGUGGCUUGAUUUACAUGGAAAUCAACUAAUAGUUUUAAAAAAAAAUCAAUUUAAAGGGUUAAAAUAUAUUGAAUAUUUAGAUUUGUCUCACAAUUUAAUUAAUAAGCUUGAUUCUUCUCAUAUUGGAGAUCUCACAAAUAUGGCAUGGUUCAAUUUAUCACAUAAUGCAAUUUCUGAUUUGAAAAGAGGGACAUUUGCAAGAAAUUCUUUAUUGAAAUUACUGAAUUUAAAUAGUAAUAAAAUAAGUAAAAUUGAUUCCAGCUCUUUCAGAGGAAUGCGGUUAAUGAGACGAUUACAUUUGAAUAAUAAUCGUAUAUUCGAUAUCGGCCGAGGAACAUUCGGAACUAUGACUAGACUCGGCACAAUUGAUUUAUCAAAAAAUAUGAUAAAAAAAAUUGAUUAUUUAAUGUUUAACAAACUGCAGUAUGUUGAGCAUAUAGAUAUAUCAGAAAAUCAAGUAACAAUUGUUGAGAAAUCAGCCUUCAAGGAUUUGUAUUCAACUACUAUGAAUCUUUCAUUCAAUGCUAUACAAACAAUCGAAAAUCAUGCUUUCGAAAAUUGUGUUAAUAUUAUAAUACUAGACCUUAGCCAUAAUAAAUUACAAAAUAUUUCAAAAAUGGCAUUUGACAGUGCUACAUAUGCGACAAUGCUGCAAUUAAGCUACAAUUAUUUGACUGCAUUAAAUCAAAUUCCUUUACAAAAUAUGACUGGCUUAAAAAUUCUAAAUGUUUCGCAUAAUUAUAUCCAAACGAUCCCACGGCAGACAUUUCCGAAAUUGUAUGAAUUACAUACAAUUGAUUUAUCUUAUAAUAAUAUAUCUGAUAUUUAUAAUACUAUCUUCCAAACAUUAUUUAAUUUGAGAAUGUUAAAUUUAUCUCAUAAUUCACUGAAUAAAAUUAAACCAUCUACUUUCGGCUCUUUACCCACACUAUUAGAUUUGGAUUUGAGUUAUAAUAAAUUAAAUGAUAUUUCUCGUGAAAGCUUAAUAAAAUUAUUAAGUUGCAGAACAUUAUCUUUAAAACAUAAUGAACUCAAAAAAAUAUUUUUGAUACCGAUAUCGUUGGGAUAUUUAGAUAUUUCGGAAAAUCUGCUUCACGAAAUCCCAAAUAUGAAUGUGUGGCCUUCGAUGAAUGCUUUACUAUCUCUUGAUUUAUCGUAUAAUCGAUUAAGUGACAAUCUUUUUCACGGAAGCUUUGAGAAUUUACUCAGCUUAAGAAUUUUAAAACUUCAAGCUAAUAAUAUAAAUAAACCUCCCUGGGAAGCUCUUAGUUCUUUAACUAGUUUACAAUAUAUAUAUUUACAGGACAAUAAUUUAACAUGUCUACACAAAACAGCUUUUGGUAAAUUAUCGAUACUAUUUGAAUUAAAUCUUGCUAAUAAUCAACUACAUAAUAUAAAUGAAUGUGCAUUUGAAGGUCUUUUACAACUUUUAAAGUUAAACUUAACAAAUAAUCAUAUAAAAAAUAUUCCAAAUGGUGCAUUCAAAGGCCUCGUAUCUCUAAAAAAUUUAGAUCUUUCACAUAAUCUACUAGAAAAGCUAGAUAAUCAAACAAAUGGAUUAUUAGAUGAUUGCCUGUCACUUGAAACAAUUAAUUUAAGUCACAACAAUUUAGAAUUUUUUACAAGUAAAACUUUACCUUAUGAUCCUUGGAUCCCUUACAAAAUAAAGGAAGUUGAUUUAUCAUACAAUAGUAUGUCUGUUUUAAAUGUUGAUCUUACUAUGGGAACUCAAAAAGUUAUUUUUAUGAAUCUUAGUCAUAAUAACAUAUAUGACAUUAAAAAAUAUGUUCUUGGGAAUAUAACUGCGUUACAAACUUUAGACUUGUCUUAUAAUAAAUUAUCUGAUUUAUCUGAUGAUGUUUUCAUAUUGCCAAAAAAUUUAUCGACUUUAAUUAUGAAUCAUAAUUAUUUUAAAUAUUUUCCAUGGAAUCAUAUUGUUAAAAUGUCAAACUUGUUAGUUUUAGAUUUUGAGUACAAUAAUUUUUGCAAUUUCGAUGAAAAUCUUAUGAAGAUUUUAAGAAAUGGAACGAAUCUCAAAUAUACUGGAAAUCCAUUGCAUUGCAACUGCCUUGUGCGACCUUUACGAAGAUGGCUCGACACGUUUACCGAGAUUCCUAAAGAUUGGACGAAUUUAAAAUGUAUGAGUCCGAGUUAUAUUGCCCAUAUGCAAUUGUGGGGUGUUUCAGAAAUGCUAAUGAACUGCAGCGAUAUUGAUAUUUUGAAAGAUCCCAAAUAUGACGUUUCUUCCGACGUUAAAUAUCGAGAUCUGGAGUUUGAUCGUGAUAAAAAUACAUGGGAAAUCUCGUGGUACGUUGUGACACGUAAAGAUACCGGUGAUUUUUACAUAGUAGUCCGAGAACUGGAAUCUAGCAAGAAUAUUUUUGAGAAGGACAUCAUUUAUAAGGAGAGAUCGUUGAAGAUAAGAGAUCUACCAGAUUCCAAUGUAAAGUACGAGCUUUGUAUUCUCGCACGGGAUUCCGUAGGAAAUAUAAAACAUUUUCGUAAAUCACAAUGCAGAAUACUAGAUAAAACAGCUUUCAAGUCAAAUAGCAAACAAUCAACUAUUAAUACUCUACUUGCUGUAAUUCUCAUAGUUUUUAUGAAUCUUUGUUAGAAAGUUAGAAUAAAUUAAAAUAAU